Molecule: messenger RNA, 3841 nt
Organism: Ochotona princeps (American pika)
Lineage: Eukaryota; Metazoa; Chordata; Mammalia; Lagomorpha; Ochotonidae
Gene: CARD11
Product: caspase recruitment domain family member 11
Exons: 23
Coding region: 13-3456 (1147 amino acids)
Biological process (GO): regulation of apoptotic process; positive regulation of canonical NF-kappaB signal transduction
Molecular function (GO): protein binding
Source: RefSeq, a predicted model, not a curated record
GGAGGGCCCGAGAUGGAUGACUACAUGGAGACGCUGAAGGAUGAGGACGACGCCUUGUGGGAGAAUGUGGAAUGCAACCGGCACAUGCUGAGUCGCUACAUCAACCCGGCCAAGCUUACCCCCUACCUGCGGCAGUGCAAAGUCAUCGACGAGCAAGAUGAGGACGAAGUGCUUAGUGCGCCCAUGCUGCCUUCCAAGAUCAACCGGGCAGGCCGGCUGUUGGACAUUCUCCACACCAAGGGCCAGAGGGGUUAUGUGGUCUUCUUGGAGAGCCUGGAAUUCUACUACCCAGAACUGUACAAACUGGUGACUGGGAAGGAGCCUACCCGCAGAUUCUCCACCAUUGUGGUGGAGGAGGGCCACGAGGGCCUCACGCACUUCCUGAUGAACGAGGUAAUCAAGCUUCAGCAGCAGAUGAAGGCCAAGGACCUGCAGCGCUGCGAGCUGCUGGCCAAGUCGCGGCAGCUGGAGGACGAGAAGAAGCAGCUGGCGCUCCUGCGAGUGGAGCUGCUCACCUUCCAGGAGCGUUACUACAAGAUGAAGGAGGAGCGGGACGGCUACAACGACGAGCUGGUCAAGGUCAAGGACGACAACUACAACCUGGCCAUGCGCUACGCCCAGCUCAGUGAGGAGAAGAACAUGGCGGUGAUGCGCAGCCGGGACCUUCAGCUCGAGAUCGAUCAGUUGAAGCACCGGUUGAACAAGAUGGAGGAGGAGUGCAAGCUGGAGAGGAAUCAGUCGCUGAAGCUCAAGAACGACAUUGAGAAUCGGCCCAAGAAGGAGCAGGUGCUGGAGCUGGAGCGGGAGAAUGAGAUGCUCAAGACCAAGAUCCAGGAGCUGCAGUCCAUCAUUCAGGCCGGGAAGCGCAGCCUGCCAGACUCCGACAAGGCCAUCCUGGACAUACUGGAGCAUGACCGGAAGGAGGCCCUGGAAGACCGGCAGGAGCUGGUCAGCAAGAUCUACAACCUGCAGGAGGAGGUCCGCCAGGCCGAGGAGCUGCGAGACAAGUACCUGGAGGAGAAGGAAGACCUGGAACUCAAGUGCUCGACCCUGGGGAAGGACUGUGAAAUGUACAAGCACCGCAUGAACACAGUCAUGCUGCAGCUGGAGGAGGUGGAGCGGGAGCGGGACCAGGCCUUCCAUUCCCGCGACGAAGCGCAGACCCAGUACUCCCAGUGCCUGAUCGAGAAGGACAAGUACAGGAAGCAGAUCCGCGAGCUCGAGGAGAAGAAUGACGAGAUGAGGAUCGAGAUGGUGCGGCGGGAAGCCUGCAUCGUGAACCUGGAGAGCAAGCUGCGACGUCUCUCCAAGGACAGCGGCACCCUCGACCAGAGUCUGCCCAGGAACCUGCCAGCCACCAUCAUCUCCCAGAACUUUGGGGAUGGCAGCCCCAGAACCAACGGGCAGGAGGCUGACGAUUCUUCCACCUCGGAGGAGUCACCCGAGGACAGCAAGUACUUCCUGCCGUACCACCCACCCCGGCGCAGGAUGAACCUGAAGGGCAUCCAGCUGCAGAGGGCCAAAUCACCCAUCAGCUUGAAACGUGCGACGGAUUUUCAAGCCAAGGGGCUUGAGGAGGACAGCACGGAUGCCAGCCCCAGCUCCUCACGGUCUCUGGCCAUCACCAGCUCCUUCACCAAGAUGCAGCCCCACCGAAGCCGGAGCAGCAUCAUGUCCAUCACGGCUGAGCCCCCAGGGAACGACUCCAUCGUCAGGCGCUACAAGGAAGACGCACCUCACCGUAGCACAGUUGAAGAAGACAACGAGAGUGGCGGCUUUGAUGCCUUAGACCUGGACGAUGACAGUCACGAACGUUACUCCUUCGGACCCCCUUCCAUCCACUCCUCCUCCUCCUCACACCAGUCCGAAGGCCUGGACGCCUAUGACCUGGAGCAGGUCAACUUCAUGUUCCGCAAGUUCUCUCUGGAAAGACCGUUCCGACCCUCAGUCACAUCCGGGGGCCACGUGCGGGGUCCCGGGCCCUCGGUGCAGCACACAACUCUCAAUGGUGAUGGCCUCAUCACGCAGCUCACCCUGCUGGGCGGCAACGCCCGCGGGAGCUUCAUCCACUCGGUCAAGCCGGGUUCCCUGGCCGAGAAGGCGGGCCUGCACGAGGGCCACCAGCUGCUACUGCUUGAAGGCUGCAUCCGAGGCGAGAGGCAGAGCGUGCCCCUGGAUACGUGUACCAAGGAGGAGGCCCACUGGACCAUCCAGAGGUGCAGCGGCCCCAUCACCCUGCACUACAAGGUCAACCAGGAAGGGUACCGGCGGCUGCUGAAGGACAUGGAGGAGGGGCUGAUCACGUCUGGCGACUCUUUCUACAUCCGCCUGAACCUCAACAUCUCCAGCCAGCUGGACGCCUGCUCCAUGUCCCUCAAGUGUGACGACAUUGUGCAUGUGCGCGACACCAUGUACCAGGACCGGCAUGAGUGGCUGUGUGCACGUGUCGACCCCUUUACCGACCAUGACCUCGACAUGGGCACCAUACCCAGCUACAGCCGAGCCCAGCAGCUUCUCCUGGUCAAGUUGCAGCGCCUGAUGCACCGGGGCGUCCGGGAGGAGGCAGACAGCGGCCACCACACCCUCAGGGCACUCCGGAACACCCUGCAGCCUGAAGAAGCGCUCUCCACCAGCGACCCCCGUGUCAGUCCCCGCCUGUCACGGGCCAGCUUCCUGUUUGGCCAGCUCCUACAGUUUGUCAGCAGGUCUGAGAACAAGUACAAACGCAUGAACAGCAACGAGCGUGUCCGUAUCAUCUCGGGGAGCCCCCUGGGCAGCCUGGCCCGCAACUCGCUGGACGCCACCAAACUUCUGCCAGAGAAGCAGGAAGAGCUGGAGCCGGACAGUGAGCUCAGCAGGAAACUGAGCCUCAUCCCCUACAGCCUGGUGCGUGCCUUCCACUGCCAGCGACGCCGGCCUGUGCUCUUCACGCCCACCACACUGGCCAAGACGCUGGUGCAGAAGCUGCUCAACUCAGGGGGCGCCAUGGAGUUCACCAUAUGCAAGUCAGAUAUCGUCACACGAGAGGAGUUCCUGAGGAAGCAGAAGACAGAGACCAUCAUCUACUCCCGGGAGAAGAACCCCAACACGUUUGAGUGCAUCGUCCCCGCCAACAUCGAAGCUGUGGCAGCCAAGAACAAGCACUGUCUGUUGGAGGCCGGGAUUGGCUGCACCAGGGACUUGAUCAAGUGCCAGAUCUACCCCAUCGUACUCUUCAUCCGGGUGUCCGAGAAGAACAGCAAGAGGUUCCGGAAGCUGCUGGCCCGGCCCGAGUCGGAGGAGGAGUUCCUGCGGGUGUGCCGGCUCAAGGAGAAGGAGCUGGAGGCGCUGCCCUGUCUCUACGCCACGGUGGAGGCCGACAUGUGGGGCAGCGUGGAGGAGCUGCUGCGCGUGCUCAAAGACAAGAUCAGCGAGGAACAGCGCAAGACCAUCUGGGUGGACGAGGACCAGCUGUGAACGGCCGCGGGCUCUCGGCACAGACGCACCCACGGAGGGGCCGGCAGGGACCAGCUGUGAGUGGCCGCGGGCUCUCAGAUGCACCUCGAAAGGGGCCCCCAGGGCAGAGCCCGGCACCGUGGCAGUGCAGAGUGACUGGCAGGAAGGUGGGUGUGGCCCACCUGCAGGCAGGGGCCAGUGCUGUGCACUUGCCCGCUGGCAUUAACACCUCCCGACUGCUCGUUCCAAUCAUCUCAAGUGCGCAGGGGCCGACACAGUGGCACAGCCGGUAAGGCUGCUGCCUGGGCCACCGGCAUCCCGUAAGGGCACCCAUUCAAGUCCUGGCUGCUCCGUUUCCGGUCCAGCCCCCUGCUACAGCUGGGAGAGCAGCAGAGGACGGCCCAGG